Messenger RNA from Hyaloscypha bicolor E, 1869 nucleotides. Its product is annotated as vacuolar protein sorting protein-like protein. Gene Ontology annotation, cellular component: ESCRT II complex; late endosome membrane. Gene Ontology annotation, biological process: protein transport to vacuole involved in ubiquitin-dependent protein catabolic process via the multivesicular body sorting pathway. The record is from RefSeq and is a predicted model, not a curated record. Gene Ontology annotation, molecular function: ubiquitin binding; phosphatidylinositol-3-phosphate binding. The coding region runs from base 1 to 1869 and encodes 622 amino acids. NCBI's taxonomy places the organism in Eukaryota, Fungi, Ascomycota, Leotiomycetes, Helotiales, Hyaloscyphaceae. The transcript is spliced from 3 exons.
AUGUUUCUAAAACGCAUCGACCUCACUACUGCGCUGAGGCCGUCUUACUUGCCAGAUGAGGUCUUGCUGUUUGUCCAAGACAAUGUGGGACUCUAUGAGGGGAAGUUCAAGAUUCCGGACUAUCAGAAUGGCCAGGUCUACUUGACGUCCCACAGAAUCUGCUAUGUCGAUAACGAAGAUCCACGGAAGAACUCCACAGCCAUUGAUCUGAAGGAUGUAGACAGAUAUGACUUCUAUGCUGGCUUUCUUAAAUCGUCUGCCAAGAUCACGCUCGUCCCAAAACCUACCAAAAGAUCAUCAAUACAAACUCGAGGAGUAUCUAGCCUCAAUGGACCCUCAAGAAGCGCUACCACGUCUCCAGCACGCGUCGACAGCCCUUUCCAUCUACCAAGUUCAGAGCCUGCACCUAAAAGUACCGGGACGUGGAUAUGUCCUAUCUGCUCCUUCUCGAAUCCCGUUCCUUCCAACUUCGAUCCUUCCACGGCUCCCGAAACCAUACCACUCCCUCCAUGUCUAGCUUGCGGAAUAAAGCCAACUUGGAAACUUGUUAUGAAGGCAGCAAUAGCAAAUACUAUCAAUCGACCAGUGCAAUCAACCGAAGGCCCGGUGAAAUCUCCAAUACCAGUUCGAGCACGCUCAGAUGCUACCCGGCCACAAUCAGAUAUAUGGCCAGAUCCACAAGAGAACUCCAGCCGAGGUGGGAACUCCCAAGCGAGCGAAGGGGCAUCGUUUCAAUGUCCGAGAUGUACCUUCGCAAAUCAUCCUUCAUUGCUCUCAUGCGAGAUGUGUGGAGCACAAUUGAUUUCACAAGACAUUCCUGUCGGUCUAGGCAAUCCUAAUCUCCGCACAGAAUCUCCUGGGCCAGUUCUGAACCGACUUCCAGCGCCAGGAACGGAGAAUAAUGAAAGUAUCAAAUUAUCUUUUCGUGGUGGAGGAGAAAAGAUAUUCUAUGAGCGUCUGCAGGGAUCGAUGACACAACGCAAGUGGCUUCUGCAGGGUGCACCACCAGUUCCAAAACCUUCUCGUGGUCCAGAACCCGGGUCACCUAGCUCUAGAUCAUCUACGCCAACCGGUGAACGAGUGAAGACUGCUGGUAUUGCUGGCCUUGAACAGAGACGUUUGGAAGUACGGAAGAACAACGAGCUUGCUAUUGGAAACGCUUUUGAGGAUCUCGAGACCCUGAUGGCAUCAGCCAAAGAGAUCGUCGCUCUUGCCGAGUCAUUUGCUGCCAGCGGAGGCGUAAACGGCGAAUCCAGUGCAGUUGCGAAUGCUCUCGGAUUAGUCACUACGAAAGACAUGCUAGGUGGAGGAAGCAAUUCAGAAUCCCUCUAUAUCUCAGAGCUGUCCCGCAACUUGGCCGAAUUCUUGACCGACGAUGCUCGCGGCGUCCUGAGGAAAGCUGGAGGAAUCAUCAGCCUGGUCGAUCUCUGGGCAAUGUUCAACCGUGCUCGAGGAGGCGUUGAGCUCGUCAGUCCUCUUGAUUUUGAGAAAGCUGCAAGGUUGUGGGAGAAAUUAAAGCUUCCAGUGAGGCUAAGGCAAUUCAAGAGCGGUGUCCUGGUAGUUCAAGCCAGUGACCGAACCGAUGAAAAGACUAUCAGGGCUCUUCUCUCAUGGUUGAGCGAUCUACAUGUUUUCCCUCCGGACAAAGAUCUAGCCUGGGAUUGGCAAGUUUUCGGUAGAGGUGUGACCGCACAAGAUACUGCCGAGCGAUUUGGCUGGAGCCUCGGCGUUGCAGAAGAAGAGCUCGAGAUGGCCGAGGAAAGGGGCGCACUAUGCAUAGAAGAGGGUAUCGAAGGCCGCAAGUUCUGGGAGAACUGGAUUGACGAAAAGCACGCUCCUGAAGCAAGCAGGCUGUACAACGCUAUAUGA